Messenger RNA from Perkinsus marinus ATCC 50983, 681 nucleotides. RefSeq lists its product as hypothetical. The transcript has 6 exons. The record is from RefSeq and is a predicted model, not a curated record. NCBI's taxonomy places the organism in Eukaryota, Perkinsozoa, Perkinsida, Perkinsidae. Bases 1 to 681 code for a protein of 226 amino acids. Gene Ontology annotation, molecular function: nucleic acid binding.
AUGGUUACGAAGUUCCGACGUGUGCAGAAGACUGUGGGUACUACUGCUCCCGAGGAGGGUGUCUCUGAAGUUCGCGUGACGUCUAUGGGACGCGUCAAUGCCUUCGUUGAGGAGGCCAUUGAGCGUUUGGUUGGUUCAGAGAAGCACGUUGCCACUAAGCAGAUUAAAGUCAUGGCUCGAGGAACUGCUAUUGCUAAGGCAGUGAUCGUGUCGGAGAUUCUGAGCCGCAGAGUCCCCUCCCUGUCUCAAGAGGUUGAGCUCGGCUCGAGUGAUGUUGAGGACGUCUUCGAGCCUGUUGGGGAGCACGAUGAUGAUGUUGGGAAUGUGACACAAGUUCGCAUCGUGCCGUCUCUAGUUGUUACUUUGAAAGCCAACAAGGAGAUCAAGCAAGAGGAUAUCAAGGAGCAUGAGUUCAUCAAGCGUCCAGCGCUUGCUGAUCCUCCUAGCUAUCGCUCAGGACGCCCCACUGGACGAUCCACGUAUCGCUUCCGUCCGAAGAACAGGAAAGCUCCAGCGGCCGGGAAGGCUACGACACCCGUGAAGGCAGUUGCCGACUCGACUACGGAGGACGACUCGGCAGUGAAGAAGCAGCGUCGUGAUAGGCGCCGUAGGAAGUACAAAGGCAAGAAGGAACAAGAUACCGAAAAGGUUAACAAUGAGGCUCCGCUAGUCGGUGCGUAG